Messenger RNA from Prorocentrum cordatum, 7080 nucleotides. The record is from the annotation of a GenBank genome assembly. Lineage: Eukaryota; Dinophyceae; Prorocentrales; Prorocentraceae.
AUGUCCGCGCACAGCAGCCGCAGUGGACGAGGUAACAGUGGUGGAGUUUGGAGACCGGUUGAAGCAGGAUCGGAGACAAAGGAUAGUGCCACCAGUCCGAGUGACGGCGAGGGAGCAGGCUUCACCGAGCAACAGCUAGCGACUCUGUUGAAGCUGAUAGGAGAGAGCAGCCGUCACCAGUUCCAGGAGUUGAAGGACGAGCUGCGAAGCCUUUCGCAGCAGAGAGCGAGCACAGGACCGCCGGAGACCAAGACCGAGGCGGUCCACGAGACAGAGGGUGCGGGCCGGCACGCUCGCGACGACCCGUGGGCCCAGGAUGGCCCGUGGGGCGGCCGGCAGGAGCCAGAUGAGCAGCCAGCAGGGAAGUGGGAGCGAGGCACCUCGUGGGGAGGUACACGCGAACCCUGGUGGCAGAGCUCAGACGGCAAGAGCCACGGCUACGACGGGAACAAGAAGGACGACGACGACGGACAGUGGACAUGGAGAGGUCACGACUGGAGCUCCUCCAGUUGGUCAUGGCACGAGAAGUCCUGGUCCAAGCCAGACUACUCGGACCCAGAUCCGUGGAUGGGGUGGACAGACUUUCGCAUCUGGCGCCGCAAGAUCAAGCGCUGGCUCUCGUCCACAGACGUACCGAUUCAGAAGAGAUCCGACAAGUUGUUGAAGACGCUGGACUUAGAGCUCCAGCGCAAGAUGGAAGACAUCAGCGACGACGUCCUGAUGUCAAGUGUAGGCCCGGACCUGAUCGUGAAGCGGCUCGACGCGAUGAGCGGCAAGAGAGUAGAUGAUGAAGAUCGCCGGGCAGCCCGAGAGUGCCUCUUCGGGUACCAGCGCAAGGCGGGGGAGACUUUGUCCAUGUACGCCGCGCGCAUGGAGCAGCAGUUCGAUUUAUUACGUGCCCAGGGGCUCCCACUGCCAGACAAGUGGAUGCACCUCUUCAUGGAGGAAGGGGUGAACCUGGAUGACAGUGGCAAGCAGAUGCUGAGAGUGCUGACGCGCGGCUCGGGCAAGUACGAAGAUCUCCAGAACGCCAUCAGGGAGCUCGAUCUGUCCAAGACCGAGUCCUUGACCGGAGCCGCCCGCACAGCACGCACGUACCUUGGCGAGGACGUCGAAGAAGGCUCUGGCACGUAUCACGGAGAGCAGGAUGACGAAUCGGAGCUGUCGGUGGACACCGACAUGGAGAACGAGAUAUUGCUAUGCAUCGACUCGGCCGAUAUUGACGAAGACCAAGCACCUCUUGUUCUAGCAGAGCUCCAGCAGGAGCGAAAGAAGACGUGGAAAGAGAACAAAGUGAUGGAGCGCCAGGUGAAGGUGGACAGGAGAGACCGCCUCAGCAUCGAGCAACUGAUGAAGGUCACCAGGUGCAAGAAGUGCCGGAAGAAGGGCCAUUGGUCCAGAGAGUGCCCAGAGAACAAGCAGUCCUCGACCAACGGCUUCGUGUUUCUGAACGAGCCGUCCGCCGACGCUUCGGGGCUCGUCCUGGCCACUCUCAGCGAGGUGGUCAAGCGCUGCGAGGAGGCCCUCCGCAGUCUCCCCAGCCAGGCGACGGCCCCGGACACCUUCCUGACCACCGAGGGCGGCAAGAUCAUCGUGGACACCGCAGCGGCGCAAGGCCUCAUUGGCCCCCAGUCGCUGGCUCUUCUGGAGAAAAGGUUGAGUGAGUUAGGCGUCAUGCAGAUAGACCUCGUGAAUCAGGAGCUCCCGGCACUCAUGCCAGUGGGCAUGCAAGAAAUGCUGGGAGACGUCAUCGAUUUGCCCUGGGGCCGUGUACGGUUCACUCAGCUGGGAGUCGAGACCCCACUCGAGAAGCUCCCGAGCGGCCAUCGAGUGGUGAGUAUCGAUCGCCUGGGCCCUCCCGCCGAAUUCGAAGUGCCUGCUGCUGUGGCGGCCAAGUACGACUUGAAGCUGGGAGCCUUUUGCCUUUCUCCCAAGUACAAGGUCUGGAUCGCGACGAAUCAGCCGAUCCCCGAAGGCAUCACGAAGGGGGAGUUCCGCUGGGCAGCCCUGGCCAGUCGCUCGCUGAUACGCGAGGAGACGCUCGGGGCCAAUCUUCUGACGAUGAGUGUCACGGGCCGCCUCUUCCCGCAGGACUGGCCCAGGAGAAUGCGCAUCAUAGACUCGAGACAGUUGGAGUGCCGUCAUCCCCUCGACCAGGAGAUGCUGCUGGGCAACCGUCAUGCGAAGUGGCACAAGUGCGGCAGCUGUGCCCUGAGGCUGAGCAACGAGUCCACGCCCAUCCUGAAGGGAGAGUCCAAGGCGCCGAGGCAGUGUCCUCCGGUGACACGCCCGAGCGCUCGCAGAGCUCGCGGGACGGCGCAGGGCAUUCUCGAGUCCAGUAUGGCGUCCACGAAGCCGGAGGCCGGAGCACCUUUCACGCCGACGACGGUGAGAGGCUACCGCCCAGGGCCCCCGAUGAAGGAGUACGAGCACAUGGAGGUGGACGCUCUUCCUCGGAGACGCGGUCGGGCGCCCAUGGAGCAGCCCGAGGAGGACACUCUGAAGGCGCAGCAGGACAUGCUGAAGACCCAGGAGAAGAUCCUGGAGAUGCUCGGGCAGGUCCAAGGGCAGGUGGCGACCCAGGGAGCCGCACUGGCGAACCAGCAGGAGGCCAUCCAGUGCCUUCAGGCCCACACCCAGAGCCAUGCGCUGGUCAUCGCGAACGCCACAACGGGGGCUUCGCAGGCUGCCGCGGCUGCUGCCAGCUCGGGUGUGACGGUGAACGGAUGGCAGGACGUCUCGCACCUUUCCCCAGCCGAGCAGAUCCAGUACGUCAAGACCUCGGCUCCCGACGGUCCGGUGACGCUCAAUCUACCUUUUCCCGGCGUGACGCGCCAGUGGGUGGAGAAGGGCGAGAUCUACUUCGAGACGGAUCCUGGGACGCUCUUCCUGAUCGGUCCGAACCUAGAGGCGGUGCCGGUCCCCGGGGUCAGCGCCGUUGACUUCGACAUGUGUUGCUUCAAUCUGUCUGUGAGAGAGGUCGACACCAGCACGGCGGCUGAGCCUCCGCUCGAAGUGGAUGCGAGGGUGAGGGAUUUAGUUCAGAAGGUACAUGUCAAUUUAGGAGACUGGGUGUACGUGUGGAGGAGAGCCCACAGGACCGGGAAAACAUACGGCCUCCAGCGCGACCGGUGGACAGGACCGGGCAUGGUGAUAUAUCAGUACAACAUUACCGCCUGGGUCAGCAUGAGGUCCAGACUCUGGAAGUGCGCUUCUGAGCAACUCCGGCCCGCCACGGGCCCCGAGGCCCGAGGGGCCGAGCUCCUGAGCGAUCCGGGGGUGUCCGAGUUGGUGCGACAGGUCCAGUCAGGAACUCAGCGGGCGGGAGUGGACGUGGCCCGAGAGGGCCCACCGCCUCCGGAGGCCUGGGAGGCUCCCGUGGAACCCAGCACCCAGGCGCCGUGCAACAACCUCGCGACGGUGUACAUGAUGGACGGCUACGACAGGGCGUGGCCCCGGGUGUUCCAUCGGAGGAAGGCCGAGUGGAUGCAGUUGUUGUUUCAGGACGCAGUUUUCGGCACGGUUAUCGACGAGUGUUGGCAGGGCAAGGUAGGCCCCUUUGCAUCCUUGCUGAGAAAAGAUUGCACCCUCAACACCCAGCCCACCAACAACCUGGCCAUCGUCGAUGCCAAGGGGAUUUUCGAUACUCUGGACCGGGACACCGGGGGCUCCAAAAACGACCGACGGGUGGCGAUUGAUCUAUCGGUGUGCCGGGAGAGUUUAUCACGUCUCGGGGGGACCAUCCGGUGGAUGCCACACCCCUUUAUGCCAGUGGAUGUGAUGACGAAAGCAGAUGUGAGUAAGGGGAACGCCGCACAGCUCCAGCUCCUCAAGACCGGCAUGAUGCGGCUUACAGCAGAGAAGGAUUCCCUCACGCACCGCCGUCAGGACCCGUCUUCCAAGGCCAGGUGCCCAAAGGCAUCGUUUAUUGGAAACCCUGAGAACAGCCCCAUGUGCGGGCUCAGGCUGCGUCAGACCAUCAUAUUGUCACGCCAUCAUUACCAUUUCCAGAGCCAUUCAGUGCUGCAGAUGAAGCGACUGCGGACCAUGACCGUGUACGCAACGUCCAUAAGUGUGAUUAGUUGUUCAUGUUCGGCCUGCGGUUUGGCACGCCACUCCAUAUUCUCAGGUUCUCCGUGGGAGAACAUGUAUGACGGCCCUGAAAUCGCCAGCGUCGUCCCAUUCCUUAUCCAUGGCGACGCAGCUUUCGAGGUCGCCAGUCCUGCCAACGACUCAGCCGCCAGCCAGAAGAAGCGCAGGUUAGACCAGGCAGCACUCAGCAGGACAAUGAUUCAGGACAUAGCGCAGAUGAAGCCAGUGCCCUUCGUUCUGGCCCCGAUGUAUAAGCAUGUGGACACGUUCGUCGCCGCUGUGCAGAACGCUGGCAAUAAGUAUGCGGCUCCUGAUUCAGAUGCUGUGUAUACGGUGGCCAAGCGCAUGUUCGACGAUUCAUUGCCUGGGCAAAUGAUGACCAAAACGAGCGAGGCGGAGUUGGCUGGUUCCAGCCGCAGGACGACUGGCAAGAUCACUAGAAGGUUGGCUGAGUUCGCAAUCGUAUCUGACAGACUCCGCCGCCAUGGUUUGGAGAAAUAUUUGGUCUCAUGCGACAUGGCGAAGCCAAUCUACUACGUGGAGUCGGAGUUAUACGACGAGAGUCCGAUGCCGUUCAAACUCAGAGAUUGCAGUUUCGACGCGCAUUCUGAUCCACUUCAAGACUUCGCUGCUGCGUUGAACCCCAACUGCGUCAAGGAUGGCAUCGUGCGUCCAUCCGAGUUCCCAGCAUUUCUUCAGCAAGCUCGCGUUGAAGCGUCGAUUGCCAAGAUGCUCCAGGUGGAUUCUCGCUACGCCUGCUUGCUGAAGGUCGAGAGCGGCGGUGCCAAGCGGUACAUCUUCGCGCAGUCCACUACCAUCAACCACUUGGUAGUUGUUGAUCGUAACACGGGCGAGGCCACUCGCGGAGCCCUCAGAACGCUCUGGGCAGUGAGUUUGGCCCACAAGCUGCAUGAACAACGGGUUCGCCUCGUCACGACCGACCAGGGCGGGGUGUACGUGCCCUCAUUUCCUGACGUGCCAGAUCUCGACGCGUACAGGGCGAAAUGCAGGAAGUCGGUGACUGAAGGCUUGCCAUUCGUUUUCGCGUCCUCUGCUUUUAAGCUGUACCCACGGGACAAGUGGGCGGGCGCCGACGCGUGCAUCGAUCAGUUCUUGUCUUUGGAGCUAUGUCACGGGCUACUAUCUAAGGCAUACCCCGUCUGGGCGAAGAGCAUGGGCGCAGCGGUCUCCGGCAAGGCAUCGGCAAAGAUGCGUGUCGCACCGCGCGCCGAAGUGCCACUGCUCAUGCUGUCUGCCCCUGGCGGCCCCGGCGAUGAUGGAGACGGCGACGGCGAAGCUGGCGAAGGCGAGGGUGACCCUGCAGACGUCGGGGAUGACAAAGGGGGCGCCGUCGGAGAUCAACGCGACGAGGACUUUCGCCGGCAGCCAGUGAGCCAGUUCAAGGCAGAGGAGAAAGCGAAGGACAGACAAGUCGGCAUGAAUUGGGUCGUGAGCAAGCCAAUGACAUCGCUGAUCAUCGUGAGGUUGACGAUGGAAGAUUGCACGGAGCAGACGAAUGCACUAGCGUUCAAGAUGUCAUCUCGCGCUGGAUGCUUGGCGGCAGAGCUCGUGCGGGACAUGCAUCAGAAGUGCCCCUACCGUUUGUUCUUGGUACUGCACCGCCCGAGCAUGGCCGCGAGGAUCGAGUCGGAGAGCGAGUGCGUCCUCGGCGUGUUCACGAAGCAGUUCCUGCAGGACAACCCAGACCUCAGCGCCGACGAUGCCAGGAUGCGCCUGCUUGCAAUCGCUGCCAUGGCGAAGCUGGAUAUCUCCCACAUCGAAGCCCUUCACGCCAGCAUUCGGCGCCUCAUCGCGGCGGCUUCGGCGGAGCGGGUUGCCUCCCGCUGCAGGGCGCGGGCGAAAAACUCUGCAGGCCUUACUCGGGCGACUUUCGUGGGCGCAGACAACCCAGAGCCAGCGGAGGACGAGGAGCCUCGCAAGCUUCGGGGAGGCGGCGGCGCCUGGAGAGCUUUCGUUGCCAUGAGCGAGCCAUGGGUUUUCAAGGAUUUCUCGGAGCUGGCGGCGCAAUACCGACAACUCGACGCCGAGCUGAAGGAGAAUCACAUCACAGCUGGAAGGGCUGCGACGGCCGCACAUCGAGAGCAUCCAGAUGCCAGCUCAUUCGGGAACUCCAAGCGGCAAGAGGAACGACUGAUUGCAGCAGAGCGUCGGGCCCAAUUGGCACUUCAACUCGGCAGCCAUGCGAAUCAUCAGGGCAAGUCGGUUGAGGUUGCCGUGGCGAACCAGAUCGUCGCCACGCAGGUGGAGCACACAUCUGCGCUGGCUGCUGCUAGAUCCGCAUCGUACACCCUGGGCAGGUUGAAGGCCAAAGACGUCAGGGACAAGGGCGCCAAGCUGAAGACCUUUGCACUGGACGAGGCAGGUCUUCGACUUGCUGUUGGCGGCGUCCCUCCCCUUGCAGCUGUCGCAGGGGAUCUUCGGCGCCUACCUGAGCGAGCGUGCUCCGCCCUCGAGUUCGUCCCCGACAUCGGCACGACGGCUGCGAAGGCCACCUGCGCGUCGCAGACGGCGCGAAGCUCGACGGGCGCCUCGAAUACGGCAGCCCUGACGGCGAGUUGGCACCGUCGUCGCAACAUCGUGCUCCACGGCGCUUGCGAGAAGAUUUCAGACCUGCCGAACGGCUACAACAAACAGAUUCGUUGCUGGAAGUUCGGGCGGUGCGUUUGCAGCGGCGAUGGCAAGCAACUCUACGCCAUUCGCAAUGCGCUGCUGCGUGUACUGAAAAGGGCUUUCCCACGCAAGUCGGCACCGUUUCCCUUGCUGGUGAAUGGGAGUAUAUUCGUGGCGAUAUUUCCGCCUCUACCUGGUCAUCUACUCGAGAUGGACGUGCACCGAGAUUUCACGAAUGACGAUGAGUCGCUCGUUGUCCACGUGGGCGUGCUGUACCUGAAACCCUACAGGCCGACGUUCCACAAGAUGCGCGUGGAGCGGGUCCAGGACGACGGCGCUUGGGACUUGCAGGCUUGA